GAACCCGGUGAUGAACUGCUGGUGAUGAUCAACAACAGCUCUGUCAAGCCUGGAAACAACUGCUUGCUAAAGAAAAGUCUCUGCGUCAGCCUUGAACUGAUUUAGGUGUUCGAAUAUCUGAACAUGGUCUGUGGCGGAUUUACCUGCUCUAAAAAUGCGCUUUGUUCCUUAAAUGUGGUUUACAUGCUGGUGGGGCUGCUGCUCAUCGGGGUGGCAGCAUGGGGAAAGGAGUUUGGCAUCGUGUCCAGCAUCCACAUUAUCGGAGGGGUAAUCGCUGUGGGAGUGUUCCUGCUUCUCAUCGCCAUCGUAGGACUCAUAGGGGCCAUCCACCACCACCAAGUGAUGCUCUUUUUCUACAUGGUCAUACUCUUCAUGGUCUUUCUUGUCCAGUUUGGGGUGUCCUGCUCCUGCCUGGCAAUGAACCAAGGACAACAGGAGAAGCUUCUGAGCUCCACCUGGGGCCUGCUGAACAACACGACCAAGGUAGACCUGGAGGGCCAGCUGGACUGCUGCGGGCUGCUCAACACCACCGCCAGCCGGGCCCAGUUUGAAAAAGACAUGGCCAACUGCACUGCUCCAUGCAAAGCCAGUAAAAACUGCUCGACCUGCGGAGACAUGAUGCUGCAACACGCCACGGAGGCCCUGAAGAUCCUGGGAGGGGUGGGGCUCUUCUUCAGCUUCACAGAGAUCCUGGGGGUGUGGCUGGCAGUGCGCUACAGGAACCAGAAGGACCCCAGAGCCAAUCCAAGCGCUUUCCUAUAGUCCAUCACACAAUGUAGUAGUGUAGACAGAUAACACUGGUACAUGUAGAUUUGUGCACCCCUGCAGACACUCAGGCACACCCCACGGACCAUGACCAUACACACACCUGACAGGAGAACACACACACACCUGACAGGAGAACACACACACGACCUGACCGGCACAGAGGGAAAACGUCGCCCUGAACUCGACAGCUUCACAAUAGAAUACAUCACAUGACCAUCAGCCCCAAGCUAAGGCCACUUUUAUACAGCUCAGAUUCAGCUAGAGCUUAACAGCUGGAAGUUCCAAAACUCAUGUAUGAUAGGAGGAACAGGUGUACCCACUUUUAAACCUCUGAGGUCCUGCCCCUAGCCUUGAUUUGAGUUUGUUAAUGGUUCUUUCGUAGUCAGUCUAACCUUGUGACCCCGUAUGUUCCUCUCCUGCAUGUGUCCUCUGCUGCACAGCCAGGCCUGAAUCCCUGAGCCCCCCACCCCACUAUGCAGAAUUUCAUACUCCAACAUUUAUGCACCUUUCUCUAGUUUUCACUUUGUCUCGACAACCCUGCUCCAAAUCAACUAUGAGUUCUUACCUUCUAAGUACUUGUGAUCAGCCCAGGGCACGUGUGAAACCAUGUUUUCAGUAUUGCGUAUUUUUGGGGACUUCUACGAAAAAGAAAAAAAUGGUGUGCAUGCUCGUGAUUUUUUUGCCAUAUUCCACAAAACUCAAAAAAACUUUUGGUUUCAUCUUAAGGGCAAAAAAAACAAUACAGCUAUGGCUAUUUUGAAAAUAUACAGAGCCAAACAUACUUGCCAGUAGGGAUUGCACUGAAACUCCUCAGAAUUCCUGCCACACUGCUGUGAAGCACCCAGUCUCCUGCCCUCCUGUCCACAAGUACUUAUAGUGGUGUGGCAUUGUUGUUGAUUCAGGAUAGAAAAUCAGUGUUCAAUGUUAAUAAUAAUGAACUUGGCCCUUUAGAGCAGUGCUAGGCUAGUGAUGUGUGGGUCUGUCUUAUGUACCCAUUGGUGUCAACUAUUAUACCCCAAGUCCUCCCUGUCUGAACUGCAGUGAGGUGGUGAUGCUGAUAUACACUUAAUGGUUGAUCUCAUUUGUGCUGAUGUAAGUGGAAAACAGGUAUACAUUGAAGAAGUGGUGAUGUAGUUUAUUCAGUGUUAGUAUUUCUGUUUGCCCAGAAUGCUGGGAUCUUAGUCAUUAGAUUUUAGAAAGGAUAAGUAGUUAAUGAGGUAGAACUAUUUAUAAACUUGUGUAACUGAGCCAACUUAAGUAAUUUUCACGUAUAGAUUACCAAUGGACCGCAGACUUAAUGUUGUUUAUUACAGUAACCUUUGUAAGUUCCUUAGAUCAUGAGAGAAUGAUUGAAUAGUUUCUCUUUGACCUUUGCCUUUAGUGAGGAUUUUAUAAUAAUCCACACACAUAAUCCGUUCUGAUUUAAAACUUUUCUGUUAUCUCAGUUGUGUCAGUGUGUUUAAGUACUAGUGAGUUGAAGAAACAUGGAUUUCAUCAGUUUGUUUUUUUCCUCAUUGUAGCCUGUUGUCACAUUAUGGCAAGACUCAGCCAUUCGUUAGUGUGUGUUUGGGUGCUUGAUUACUGUGUGAAAAUAGCUAUCGCAAACCUGCUGUAUGCAUUUUGUUAUCCUUUAUCAUGUUAACUCAGACUGUUUUAUCCAUUGUGUUCUCAAAGAUUGUUUUCCCUACUGUGUUAUGAUGUUGUUCAGUUGCCAUGUAAUUUUUGUUCAAUAGUGUUAAACAUGCUUUAAGUGUUUUGUGUUGUUUUUAAAAUGUAUUUUAACUGCUGGUAAUGCACAGCAAGCAUUAGGAUUUUGCAAUGUUUUUGAACCACAUUAAUAUUUCUCACUAGUAUUUUCAGUUUCUCCACAUUUUAGUUGAUUAACCUUUUCUAUUUAUUUAUUUCUUUUAUUGGUUUGGAUGUUCUUAACAGCUACGCUUACAGAUAAGUUGUGUAACUUUCCUGGCCUCCUUUCAGCUUGACCACUAACAUUGGUUGAAAUGUCAGUGCUUGUUUUACUUGAACCAGUUCUAACCAUGUUGAAUGGGUCUCCUGAUGCUGCUGUGGAGCUGAUUCUAAUGAUGAACCUCAUGUACUCCUUUGAACUGCUCACUGUACCCUUCCCUCUUGUGACAUUUUGAGACUUAAUUUUCCAAAAUAAAAACCACAUGAAUUGACAA
Osmerus eperlanus (European smelt) is the source of this 2948-nucleotide messenger RNA. RefSeq names its product tetraspanin 31 (gene tspan31). The transcript has 6 exons. Gene Ontology annotation, cellular component: plasma membrane. The record is from RefSeq and is a predicted model, not a curated record. The coding region runs from base 124 to 762 and encodes 212 amino acids. NCBI's taxonomy places the organism in Eukaryota, Metazoa, Chordata, Actinopteri, Osmeriformes, Osmeridae.